ACAAUUUAUCACAUCCUUUGUUACUAUGGCUCUUGAAGCUCUGAAUUCUCCUCCCAUGGCGGCUACUCCUUUCGCCACCAAUAAAUACGAUAUUAUCGACGACGACAACUACAACCACGUCGAGUCAUGGAAGAAAGGCAAGCGUUCGAAGCGGCAGCGCGAUAACGAGUCUUCUCCACCGCUGACGACUGAAGAAGAGUACCUCGCUCUCUGCCUCAUAAUGCUAGCUCGUGGAAACGCUGCAUCUGACGGUGGAGGAGGGGACGCUGAUCGUCUUCGGUUGUCUAUGUCGUCGUCGGAAGCGGGAGCUGCUCCGCCGGGUUUGAAGUCGUCUUACAAGUGCAGUGUUUGCGACAAGGCUUUCCCUUCUUACCAGGCUCUGGAUGGUCACAAAGCCAGCCAUCGCAAACCCUCCACCGACGGAGCUACUGCUAAUAAUCAAUCUAUCACCACCACCACCAGCAGCGGGGGCGACGGUAGAGCACAUAAGUGUUCCAUCUGCUACAAGAAUUUCCCCACAGGCCAAGCCUUGGGAGGCCACAAACGCUGCCACUACGAAGGGGGCCACAACAACAACAGUAACAAGAGUGGUAGCGUCAGUCUCAGCGGAGUGACGGUGUCGGAAGGCGGCGCGUUGAGCCAAACCCAUCGUGUCAAAUUUGGCUUUGACCUGAACUUGCCGGCUUCACCGGAGUUCUGCGUGGAAAAUGGAGAUGAAAGAUUCACAGAGCAAGAGGUUGAAAGUCCAUUGCCGACAAAGAAACCACGUUUCAUGAUUGAUUCUUCGGCAUUAUAGAAUCAAAACAAGUGAUGAU
Molecule: messenger RNA, 815 nt
Organism: Hibiscus syriacus
Lineage: Eukaryota; Viridiplantae; Streptophyta; Magnoliopsida; Malvales; Malvaceae
Product: zinc finger protein ZAT10-like
Exons: 1
Coding region: 26-796 (256 amino acids)
Biological process (GO): response to stress
Molecular function (GO): DNA-binding transcription factor activity
Source: RefSeq, a predicted model, not a curated record